This is a messenger RNA of Aspergillus niger, 1359 nucleotides long. RefSeq lists its product as uncharacterized. Gene Ontology annotation, cellular component: nucleus. Gene Ontology annotation, molecular function: metal ion binding. Bases 1 to 1359 code for a protein of 452 amino acids. The record is from RefSeq and is a predicted model, not a curated record. Lineage: Eukaryota; Fungi; Ascomycota; Eurotiomycetes; Eurotiales; Aspergillaceae. The transcript is spliced from 5 exons.
AUGACAGAAGAUCAGGAUCUGAUGGCCAAAAUCAGCCAGCUUGCUGGCCAGAUUAAUAGGCACAAAACCCAACAAUCUCAACCUGAGUCCCCCUACAGUAGUGAAAUAGCUCCAGGCCACCACGUCUCACGACAUGUUCCUUACCGAGGUCGCGGGUGGGCGCCUUAUCGUGGACGACACUACGCACGAGGACGUCAUGUAGCCCCCCAUCGCCACCGUACCCUCAUCCUCAACAACGCAACAUCAGGUACACCUGGAUCGGCUACUCCAGCUGGCACGGGGACUGAUACAGACGGUGAGGCGCGAUCUGCAACACCAAACGAAUGGGUUGUGAAACGCGAUCGUCAUAUGCAGCUCAUCAACACUUCGAUAUACGACAAAGAGACACAAGCGAGGACGAAGGCAAUGGAGGAGAGUCGCCAGGCCAAGGCGCAAAAGAGAGCACAGGUCGAGCAGGCUAGAGUUUUGAAUUACGCACAGGGUGUUGGCCGAGUGCAUCCUACGGGCUUCGCGGCUCCUCAGGUGUCUACUGCAGACCCGUCAGCGGAGUAUCAGGUUUUCGUCAACGAUAUACCGUUCCGAGUGUCGCGUGGUGGUGGCAAGCUAAUCCGGGUGUCUGAUAAUCCGAAUACUGCCAACGCUACGCCAAAACGAGUGACAGUGGCAGGCGUCGCUUUUGUCCGGAGCAAGAACGGAAAUCUCCACCGUUUGGGUGCUGUUACAUCAAAAAGAAAACCAAUGACGGUCAAGAAGAAGAACGCGCUUUGCCAGCGAUUUACUACGACGGGCAGCUGCUACAAAGGACCAACAUGCCCCUAUAUUCACGACCCGAACAAGGUUGCAAUGUGCAAGGACUUCCUUCAGACUGGUCAAUGCAAUGCAGGUAUAAGUUGUGAUCUCUCUCACGAGCCUUCGCCCCACAGAUCCCCUGCCUGCGUGCAUUUUCUGCGAGGGCGCUGCUCCAACCCCGAAUGUCGCUAUGCCCAUGUUCGCGUGACCCCGGGCGCUCCUGUGUGCAGGGACUUUGCGGUUCUAGGAUACUGCGAAAAAGGUGCCGAAUGCGACCAACGACACGUUCACGAAUGCCCAGACUAUGCGAAUGAGGGCGUUUGCAACAAGAAGCGCUGCCGCCUUCCCCAUGUUGAUCGGGCCGGACAGAUCAGGAAAAACGCCGCUUCUAAGACCGAUGCUAUGGCCCAAGCGGAGGAGUCUGAUGCAUCUAGCGAGGAGGAAGAGUACGAUGAGAUUGACACGGAUGACGUCGAUUCGGACGAUCUCGAUGAGGAUGAGCCCCAACUCAUCGCGGCCGAGUCAGAUACUGGCGAGGUGUCGCAACAACAGGACUACAUCCGUCUCUAA